Molecule: messenger RNA, 349 nt
Organism: Diceros bicornis minor
Lineage: Eukaryota; Metazoa; Chordata; Mammalia; Perissodactyla; Rhinocerotidae
Product: ral guanine nucleotide dissociation stimulator-like
Exons: 2
Coding region: 59-349 (96 amino acids)
Source: RefSeq, a predicted model, not a curated record
CCCUGAUCCCUCCUGGCCUGACUGCUGGGCACUGUCACUGCAGAGCUGCACCCAAGAGAUGGUCGAGGAGCUGGUGGAUGGUUUCCAGUUCACCCUCUCCCUGGAGAGAACACAAGUGCACCAGUCCAUCCAUGACCAGGGCUGCUCUGAGUGUGAGGAUGAGUUCACUGUGAAUUUAAAUGAGGCCUGCAGGAUGCGUGCCCUCCAGGCAGGCAUGAUGGAGAAGCUGACAGAGUCCAUGGCACCAGCUUUCCUGAGUAGGAACACGUCCAGCUUCACCACCUUCAUGGUCAACUACUCGGCCUUAGACACAUUCUACCGGGUUCUGGACCAGCUGUUUACUAGGUGA